Molecule: messenger RNA, 773 nt
Organism: Vavraia culicis subsp. floridensis
Lineage: Eukaryota; Fungi; Microsporidia; Pleistophoridae
Exons: 1
Coding region: 1-648 (215 amino acids)
Source: RefSeq, a predicted model, not a curated record
AUGGAGUGCAUUAUUUCUCCAAAUAACGCGCUGCUCUUGGACAAAUUGUUCUCAGUUCCUAUUACAGUUAGAUUAUCAGCUAAUAUGGAAGUUAUUUACCACACGAACGAAGAGUUACGAAAAAUGACCUUGAAGGAGUCAUUUUUCGAGCACUAUGACUGCAGUUGUGCACGGGUCUUCAGCAUACCUAAAACCAAUUUUUUUAUAAGUCAAAUGAGAUUUUUGAGAUUAGUUCUGAGCGGCGAUGUUCUCAUUUUUGAAUUCACUUUCAAAAAUGCUAAACUAGUCAAAUACUUGGAUAUCAUGGUGGCGGAUAGCAUCGAAAUAACAUCCUCUUCUUUUUAUUACGAUAUUGAGGUGGAUUUCACGCUAUUUAACAGUGCCAUUGAUGUUUUUCUACACUACAACCGGGUCGUGCUCAGAGAACGGACAAAUAUGUGGGAAAGAGAAGUGGAAGGGGAACUAGUGAAUGGGUGCAAUCUGAUGGUGAGGAUAGACUCAAAACUGGUAAGGAAAAUUAAGUGGUAUUCAAAAGUGAUGGGAAAGUUUUCGAUUGGUGUGGGAUAUGAGGAACCCGUUAAUCUCGUGUUUGCCGGUCACGGUUUUGUAUACAGCCUUUUUUACGCUGUGUUCACACAAAAACUGUGACUGAAAUGCUGUGGAACAAUGCGUAUCGGUUUGCUUCGGAAUAAUAUUUACGGGAAUUUGACAUAUCUCGUAAGCAGGACAUUAAUAAUAGUUUUCAGAUCGUUCUGGCCGCAAUAAAUAAUUAU